Molecule: messenger RNA, 3651 nt
Organism: Oncorhynchus mykiss (rainbow trout)
Lineage: Eukaryota; Metazoa; Chordata; Actinopteri; Salmoniformes; Salmonidae
Source: RefSeq, a predicted model, not a curated record
GUUACUUAGACUUUCUGUCCCCUGUUCCAGAAAUACAUUGCCACUAUUCCCCUGGUGAUGUACGUCAGUGGCUUCGCUUCCUCUUUCAUCAUGAAGCCUAUCAGCAAACUCAUCGGCAAAUGUAUGACCUACUUUGUGGGCCUGCUGCUGAUCAUGGCCUUCUCUUAUUGGGUGUUGAUAGACGACCAGAUGGGUGACCGGAUCUACGGGGCGUCCGUCCUUCUAGGGGUGGGGUCAGCUACCAUCCUGGUGAUGUCACUCUCCAUGACCGCUGACCUCAUCGGGGACCAGACGCAAAGUGGAGCGUUUGUUUAUGGGGCGAUGAGCUUCACUGACAAGGUGGCCAACGGAGUAGCUGUUAUGAUGAUACAGACUCUACACCCCUGCCAUUCUCAGGUCUGCUGUCCAGCGUGUGUGUGGUACUACCACUAUGUCAUGGUCAUAGCAACAGGGGGCGUGGCCGUCAUAGCAGCUCUCAGUCUCUGUACCAUCCUUGUCUGGCCUAUCAGGAUCGUCCGACAGACCGACGUGAAGAACAUAGACAAUCCUAACUACGAUUGGGUGGUUUCAGUGGGGCGGGGCCAGGACUCUGGCAAGAAGAACCAACACAAGGAGAACAUAGACAACCCUAACUACACUCAGGAAGCGGGGCAGGGUCUGCCUUACAUCUCAGGUCUGAUGGGCAGCGAGGAUCAGGACAUCUCUGAGGACAACUCUUACCAGCCUAGACCAACGGUCAACUAAGGAACUACGGUUGGCAGAGUUACCUGGACCCUACUGUAGUAGAGACCAGCCAGUCCCACUUAUCCCUGGGUGAAUAACCACUGCAGAACCCAGCCUGUCUCUUCAGGGAUUAUAGGGUUUAACUCUGUGGCCUCUCCAGGACUCACUCAGGCAUCUUAAAACUCUCAACUGGAACAACAAACAUUUUAGACUGAAAAGUCAUCUCACCGUAGUGUUCACAAACAGCCAACUGGACUAGCAGUAGUUCCUCUGAAAGAAUCAAGACUUUCCUUCUGGACCUGACCAGUAGCUGUGCUGUACUGCAGGGGAGUUGGGUUGAAGAGCAGCCAUCAGGACCCAUUUCUACUAUAGAUCAAUACGUUGCUUUGCUGUCGCAGAGUAUCGGUCAAUUCAGUGUACAACAUUACUGUCAACAUGAGGGAGGUUAUACAGUAACACAGUCCAUUGUCUCUCUCUCAAUCAGCACCUUCUCACAGUCAUACUGCGGUUGAUUCAGAGGGCUGAUUCAGUUGGUUGAUUCAAUUAUGUGGAUUCAGUUGAAUGAUUCAGUUGGUUGAUUCAGUUGGUAGGAUUCAGUUGGCUGAUUCAGUUGGUUGAUUCAGUUCAACAGUGCCGAAGUGAUUGAGUACAUAUCUACACUGACACACUCGGGUCCAGAAUACGUACAUACCCCUCUUGAGAAAAGUCCUAUAAUACACUAUUAUACCAUCUGUUGUGAAUGUCCAAAAACAAUACAUUAUUGAACUUAAUUGACACACUAUUUAUGCUGAUUACAGCCCACUGGGCACACACUGGUUGAAUCAGCGUUGUUUCCACGUCAUUUCAAUGAAAUGACUUUGAACCAACAUGGAAUAGAUGUUGAAUGGCCGUCUGCCCAGUGGGAGGUGACAUGUCAUCAGAACAGCUUUUGUUUUGAACCAACAUGGAAUGGAUGUUGAAUGGCCGUCUGCCCAGUGGGAGGUGACAUGUCAUCAGAACAGCUUUUGUUUUGAACCAACAUGGAAUAGAUGUUGAAUGGCCGUCUGCCCAGUGGGAGGUGACAUGUCAUCAGAACAGCUUUUGUUUUGAACCAACAUGGAAUGGAUGUUGAAUGGCCGUCUGCCCAGUGGGAGGUGACAUGUCAUCAGAACAGCUUUUGUUUUGAACCAACAUGGAAUGGAUGUUGAAUGGCCGUCUGCCCAGUGGGAGGUGACAUGUCAUCAGAACAGCUUUUGUUUUGAACCAACAUGGAAUGGAUGUUGAAUGGCCGUCUGCCCAGUGGGAGGUGACAUGUCAUCAGAACAGCUUUUGUUUUGAACCAACAUGGAAUAGAUGUUGAAUGGCCGUCUGCCCAGUGGGAGGUGACAUGUCAUCAGAACAGCUUUUGUUUUGAACCAACAUGGAAUAGAUGUUGAAUGGCCGUCUGCCCAGUGGGAGGUGACAUGUCAUCAGAACAGCUUUUGUUUUGAACCAACAUGGAAUAGAUGUUAAAUGGCCGUCUGCCCAGUGGGAGGUGACAUGUCAUCAGAACAGCUUUUGUUUUGAACCAACAUGGAAUAGAUGUUGAAUGGCCGUCUGCCCAGUGGGAGGUGACAUGUCAUCAGAACAGCUUUUGUUUUGAACCAACAUGGAAUAGAUGUUGAAUGGCCGUCUGCCCAGUGGGAGGUGACAUGUCAUCAGAACAGCUUUUGUUUUGAACCAACAUGGAAUAGAUGUUGAAUGGCCGUCUGCCCAGUGGGAGGUGACAUGUCAUCAGAACAGCUUUUGUUUUGAACCAACAUGGAAUGGAUGUUGAAUGGCCGUCUGCCCAGUGGGAGGUGACAUGUCAUCAGAACAGCUUUUGUUUUGAACCAACAUGGAAUAGAUGUUGAAUGGCCGUCUGCCCAGUGGGAGGUGACAUGUCAUCAGAACAGCUUUUGUUUUGAACCAACAUGGAAUGGAUGUUGAAUGGCCGUCUGCCCAGUGGGAGGUGACAUGUCAUCAGAACAGCUUUUGUUUUGAACCAACAUGGAAUAGAUGUUGAAUGGCCGUCUGCCCAGUGGGAGGUGACAUGUCAUCAGAACAGCUUUUGUUUUGAGGUAAGUUGUCAAUGUAACUAUUGUGUGUUUUAUUCCAGUGUUGGGAACAUUUAAUUCCAGUGUGGUAGUCAUUGUGUUGUAGUAAUAAUAUGACGUUGUGUUGCUUUAAACUACAUCAUGUUGUGUGUUUUGAUGACAUGUUCUUAUGUAAAUUGCGUUGCAAGUAAAAUAAGGAUUUGUGGGGGCAUUUAUUAAAUUAAAACGAAUCAGGAUUGUGAAAAGGGAUACCUUGCAAUAUGGAUAAACCGAGUGGAAUAAAUACUGAGCAACAAUAUAAACGCAACCAUUUUACUGAGUUACUGGUCCUAUGACUUCGUUAGGGCUUAAUCUAUGGAUUUCACAUGACUGCGUAGGGGCACAGCCGUGGGCGGUCCUUGGCCAAGGAGAAAUGCUCACUAACAGGGAUGUAAAACACAAUGUGCUCAAAAUUAGAUAGAAAUCAUAUUUUUGUACGUAUGGAACAUUUCUGGGAUCUUCUUUUUUUCAGCUCAUGAAACAUGGGACCAACUCUUUACAUGUUGCGGUUAUAUUUUUGUUCAGUAUAUAUGAAUAGUAGAAUAUAUUUCCUGGGUGAUAUUCAGGUUACUGGACAGACAGAGAUGAUUCUACGUCUCAAACAAUAGAACUAGAAUCAUUAGAGUAGAAUCAUUCUAAUUCUACGGGGGAAACAUUUUGCACAGGGUGACUAGGAAACUGCCUUAUAGGAAAACAUUUGAUCUCUCUCAAAUUGUUUUGUAUUCAUUGCUUUUUAUUUCCAAUAUAUUGUGAAGUGACUUUUUCCCCCCUACUGUUCAUGUCUGUUUUUUGCUCAUUCUUUGGGAAGUAUAUUAAACAUAUUUCAUACUACUGU